AUUCCCAUCACGAGCUUAGAUUUUAAGAAAAAGCGUUGGUCAUUUCCGUGAAUCCGUCCCUCUGCAUCUCACUUCUACCUCAGAGGCAGUUGAUGGAGGGGAGGGGUAACACCCCAGUUCAGGAUUGGGCUGUGUUCAUACAGGACGUGUGUGCGCGCGGAGAGGCAGCAGUUUCCCCUUUCAGCACACAUCUUUCUUUUUUUUCCCCUCCCCAAAAAUGGCUACAUUCAAGCCCUGGGUGGUUUGCUGCUUCGUCUCUGCUGGUUUAAUCAGCGCGGUGGCUCUGGUCUGCCUGUGCAUCUUCCCAAUGGGACACAGAGCGUGUCCCGGCGGCGCUUUUACGCACGCGGCUGUGGCCGCGGACUCCCUCCGCUGCUCCGAGGUUGGCAGGAGCAUGCUCCAGCAAGGGGGGUCGGCAGUAGAUGGCGCCAUUGCAGCUCUUCUGUGCACGUCCGUGGUCAACCCUCAGAGCAUGGGGAUUGGAGGAGGAUCUAUAUUAACCGUAAGAACUAGUAAAGGCCACGUGAAAGUCUACAACUUCAGAGAGACCGUCCCAAAGACGUUUAAAAAGAACCUGUUGAAUGACUGCACUGGCACAUUCGGACUGACCACAGGCAGCCAAUGGAUCGGCGUUCCCGGGGAGCUACGCGGGUACGAAGCGGUUCACAAACAGUAUGGGAAGCUGCCUUGGUCCAAGCUGUUUGAGCCAACGAUCAAACUGGCCAAGGAGGGCAUCCCUCUGCCGGCGUUCCUGGGAAACCUUCUGCAGUUCGGCAUUGUGAAAAAUCACGUGGAGAAGUCCUCUCUCUGUGAAGUUUUGUGCAACAAAAACAAAACUGUUCUGAGCACAGGAGACAUUCUGAAGUUUCCUAAACUUGCAGAAACAAUGCAAACAAUUGCAGCCGAAGGGGCAGAUGCCUUCUACACGGGCAGGAUAGGACGUGAUCUAAUCCAAGACAUAGAAGCUGCAGGUGGAACUUUGAAAAGGGAGGAUCUGCAGUCCUUCCAUGUGCGUGUGGAGGACGCAUGGACAGUUCCUGUCGGAGACGCUAAGAUGUACGUCCCUCCGCCGCCUGCCGGGGGCCCCCUGCUUGCCUUCAUCCUAAGACUGAUGAAAGGGUUCCCCUUGUCUCCAAACUCCCUGGUUGGUGAAGAGAAGAUUCUGACAUACCAUCGUUAUAUUGAAGCGGCAAAAUUUACUAAUGGACAAAAGAGCAGCAUCAGUGAUCCUGUCUUUAAUGACAUAAAGAGUGCAGAUCAUUUGAACGAUGCCUCCUUCAUUAAUCGCAUCAGGGACAUGAUCCUUUCCAACGGCUCCCACAACGACUCCUACUACUCUAAUGCCAAGCCCUCCAGGGACCACGUGGGGACGACACACGUGUCCGUCCUGGAUGAAGACGGACUGGCCGUCUCUGUGACCAGCACCAUAAACCAACUGUUCGGAGGAGGCGUUUACUCUCCACGAACAGGCGUCAUCCUCAACAACGAGCUGAGUGACUUCUGCGGGAGAGCCUCGACCGUGCGGGCAGGUGAGCAGCCUCCUUCCUCAAUGAUUCCAGUAAUACUGGAGUCAAAGUCCGGUGGACUCCUCGUGAUUGGCGGAUCGGGGGGCAGCAUGAUUACCUCGGCAGUGGCCAUGUCUAUGAUGAAUCGUCUGUGGCUGGGGAUGAGUCUGAAAGACGCCAUUGCUGCGCCCAUCGUGUUUGUGGAAUCCAACAAUAGUGUGAAUUAUGAGCCUGGUUUUAACAAGUCUGUGAUAGGUGACCUCGCACGUUUCGGACACAGGUCAGGGACCUGGAAAUACUUCUUCAAUGUAGUGAAUGCUGUGGAAAAGGAGAACGGAUGCAUAGUGGCCGUAUCGGACAGCAGGAAGAAUGGGAUGUCAGCUGGAUACUAACCACACAGACAAUGAAAGGAAAAUGCCCUAAAGAGUGACUGAACCUUCAGCCUUAAGAACAUUGAACGUGCCAGCAGCUAAAUGUGAUGAACGCAGUGCUUCUUUUUUGGGUGAGCUGAAACACGAGUCAAGAAACUACUAACCCCAAAAGAUGUUCCUGGGUUAUAACAACUUUUAAAAUGUGAUUGUUAUUAUUUAAACAACAUUGUAUUCACUAGAGUAAAGGCAGAGAUCUUGGAAGUUACCAACGUUGGUUAAAAGUAGUGAAAUGGGGCAAGAAAAACAAAUUAUUACCUCAACCACACAACCGUUUGAUUCAACAUUUCGAACAGCGGUUUACCAGAAUAAUUUACUCAAUGUCCACAUGCAAAGACUUUCUGGAGCUUUCAACUGCGUGUCUGAAGUCCUCAACACCAAAUGGAUUUCCCUCAGUUGUCAUGGCAAUUAAAUUCAAUUUCGGUAAAGCGUAAUCCUCAACAAUUUGAGUAACCAUGGCGACUGUUUGAAAAGGGUUUAAAUAUCCCCACUUUCAAGUUUCUUGCCCCACCGUUCUUCUUCCUAGGGAUGUUGCCAGAUCUCACCAAUUAACUUGAUAUAUAACUAAAAUGUAAGCCUCAAAUUGUAGAGAGCACAGAAAUGUUUUGAGUCAUGAAAACAUUUUCACUACAGCAUCACAUCACAUUGUCAUCACACACACACACACACACACACACACACACACACACACACACACACACACACGUCAUUCCAGCAUGAGGCUGCUACUGUUGCUGCUGGGAUCUGCUUUCACUUGCUGCAGGAUUGCACAUUUACCAACACGAGCAAUAAAGGUAAAUCUACUCUAAUCCAAUUUAACAAAACCAAUCACCUGUAUUACAGGUCUAAUAUCCACAUGUUUCUUUUUCUGACUGAACUAUGGAAUUCUGUUUUUAGAAGUGUUCAUAGUAGAUGAGCUGUGAAGUUCUUUAAAAGUGACAUUCUGUCAAACAGGGAAUUAUUACUGUUACCUUAAAUAUCUUACUGUAUGUGAAACAACUCUGGUUUGCUCAGGGGCUCGACGGUCCCUGAACAUGUUGUAAUAUUUGUUUGAAGGUUAAAUAUAACACAAGUUGAUAAUGAAGAUCAUGACGGUCUUACCUAAAAUAUGUUAUUUUUUUAAAUAUCAAUAUUACAUUUAGUAUUUUCUCUGUAUUUUUCACAUCAAAAUGUUUUGUAAAAUAUUUGUGUUCACAAUAAAAGAUAAAUUCCCAACGAGUUAUUGAGUGUCUGAUGUAC
Pungitius pungitius (ninespine stickleback) is the source of this 3172-nucleotide messenger RNA. It is a transcript of the gene ggt5b, whose product is annotated as gamma-glutamyltransferase 5b. Gene Ontology annotation, molecular function: glutathione gamma-glutamate hydrolase; leukotriene-C(4) hydrolase activity. Gene Ontology annotation, biological process: leukotriene D4 biosynthetic process; glutathione catabolic process; inflammatory response. The record is from RefSeq and is a predicted model, not a curated record. The transcript has 12 exons. Gene Ontology annotation, cellular component: plasma membrane. NCBI's taxonomy places the organism in Eukaryota, Metazoa, Chordata, Actinopteri, Perciformes, Gasterosteidae. The coding region runs from base 218 to 1897 and encodes 559 amino acids.